UUCUGCUCGUAUUUCUUCCCUUCUUUUAACGUGAAGGAUCUUCACACUGUGGACAAUGGGAUCCUGCAGCAUCUCUAUGCAACUGUGGAUAGUGGUGAAUGGGACGUGCUGAUUGCUCACUACCUGAGCAUGGACCACUGUGGGCACAAACAUGGACCUGAUCAUCCUGAAAUGGCUAAGAAGCUCACCCAGAUGAAUGAGAUGCUCAGGUCCUUGGUGGAUCACCUGGGGAAUGACACCCUUCUUCUGGUGGCUGGGGACCAUGGCAUGACAGAGACCGGAGACCAUGGCAGCAACAGUGAGAAGGAAAUGAAUGCAGCGCUGUUUGUGUACAGCAAAACACCCCUAUCUGGCACUGGCCCUCCUGAGGAGCCUGAGGCCAUUCCCCAGGUGAACCUGGUGCCCACUGUGGCCCUGCUGCUGGGUGUGCCCACCCCCUACAGUAACAUCGCGGAGGUGAUGGCUGAGCUUUUCUCUGGGGAUGGCGACACUGUGUCUGCAGCCUUGCAGCAGCUCUCGGUCUAUCACAUCAACACCAAGCAGGUGGACCGCUUCCUGCACUCCUACUCGCUGGUGGCUCAUGACCCGCCAGCAGAGCAGCUCCAGCACCUGCAGGAGCUCUUCUCCAGUGCUGUGGAGGAGCACACGCAGCUCUUGGCUCAGGUGCAAGGGGCGACACUGGUGCCUCUGGAGCUGGAGUUCAGCCUGGGAAGCUUCAUCGGUCGCUUCUGGCUCUACCUGCGGGAGGCACAGGCUGUGUGCACCCAGCCCUGGGCCCACUUCCAUCCCCUGCGUAUGGUGGGGGGCUGCACCCUCAUUGCCACUUCCUGCUUGCUCUGCUACAUGGCCUCAGAGCUGGCUGCAGCCUCUCAGUGUCGGGAAAAUCAGUCUGCUGGGACUGAGGGUAGCAGCCUGUUCCUAUUUGAGUUGCUGGGCUUUGUGAUGAGCAGCACGUGCCUCCUGCUGGGGAUCUCCCUGGUGAUGCGUGUGGACUGUGCCAUCAGCACCUUGUUCGGCCAGCUUCAGCUCAGUGGGAGGAGUCUGCUGCAGGAGGCCAAGAAGCAAGAGUCCUGA
Messenger RNA from Aquila chrysaetos chrysaetos, 1074 nucleotides. Its product is annotated as GPI ethanolamine phosphate transferase 3-like. The transcript has 7 exons. The record is from RefSeq and is a predicted model, not a curated record. Lineage: Eukaryota; Metazoa; Chordata; Aves; Accipitriformes; Accipitridae. Gene Ontology annotation, molecular function: mannose-ethanolamine phosphotransferase activity. Gene Ontology annotation, cellular component: endoplasmic reticulum membrane. The annotation marks the transcript as partial. Gene Ontology annotation, biological process: GPI anchor biosynthetic process.